This is a messenger RNA of Symbiodinium natans, 1440 nucleotides long. NCBI's taxonomy places the organism in Eukaryota, Dinophyceae, Suessiales, Symbiodiniaceae. The record is from the annotation of a GenBank genome assembly.
AUGGACCGUCCGGCAUCUACACUGCGGCACGCUGGCACUCUGGCCAGCGAUGGGGGGCGCUUCGCGAAAAUGGAGACCCAAAUGCCCUCCGAAGUGUGGCAGCUGCAAGCUGCCAUCCGCGCAGAGCUCGAAAGGCAGACGCGCCAACUAGAGGAGACGCUCUCGAAGCAGGCGAAAGUGGCCCAGGAGAAGCACAGCCAGGAGGUGCAGGCCGUAGGCGCGGCCUGGCAGCUUGUGGCACGGGCUUUGGGCGAGCAGCUGCAGGCCGGCUUCAGGUCGUCGCAGCGAAGUUGCCAGGAGCAGGUGGAGCGCCUGGAGAACCUCGAGGCGGCACUCCACCGAACGCUGCAGGAAGCGGAAGACCGCGAGGCGAAGCGUCGGCAGGAGGUGCAGGGCGUCAGCGAUGCCUGGCAGACGCUUGCCAGGACCAUCGGUGAACAGCUUGGUCAGGUCCAGCGCUUAGGGCAUCGGCUCGAGACGGGCUUGCAGCAACUCUCCGACAGCUUCGGGCAAGGCGCUGAGAUUGGCCCCAUGGAAAAUCCAGCAGUUCCCAGCAGCAUCUCGCCGGAGAUGUUUCUUUGCAGUGGACCUCCAGCGCCAGCGGAACCUGCAAGCCAUUCGCCGUUGCAGGCUAUGUUCUGCCAUGCGUGCGGCAUGCACUGUGGGAGUAGCCUGCAGGCGAUGAUGAGCACGCAGCCGCUGCCGCAACAGAGACUGCCGCACACUUCGUCUCGGGAGGGGCUCUCUAGACUUGACCAGUCACAGAGGCAACUGGGAGGAUCCGGCCAGCGCGAUGUGAAGAAAGCAUCCUGGCCGUCUCAGGCGCUCUUCUGCGGGCACUGGUGUGGCCAAGAGUGUGUUCAGCACUUGCACCAGGCCAGCCUCAUGUUGACCAGACCAAACUUUGGACGGCCACCAGCGCAUGCUGGGCCUGCUGGGCCUGGCGAUCCCGGGGUGGCAGCGGAUGACCUGGACCGAUGUUCUGUUGUGCCGUGGUCAAGGCCGACGGAGUUGCCAGCGCUGCCCUCGGAUGUCGACAUGGACGAUUGCUAUGGCUGCAACCGAGACACCACGAAGCCGAGAUUCUGGGAGGGAUGGGAUGUUGAUGGCCCAGGCAUGCGGCAAGAGCAGCUGCAAAAGGCACCUGUUCUGCAGGACUAUGUGGCGUGCGGUACAUCCGCUGCUCCACCGGAGAGUUCCACACAGUCCUUUCCGCACCCGCUUGAUGACGGACACACCUGCCCAUCACCUUCCAUACUGCACAAGCCCGGGACGCGUUCCCCCGGCGUGCCUGCAAGAUUUGUGACCUUUACCGUGGAUGAGAGAAAAUCGCAGCCUGCCCAUCCUUUUCUUCCACUGGCAUCUUCAAAGCCCAAGGCAGCUCCGAAGAAAAGGAGUACAGACAGCGGAGUGCUGUGGCACCUCAUCCCCGGAUCCUGA